Messenger RNA from Lindgomyces ingoldianus, 1701 nucleotides. RefSeq lists its product as uncharacterized. Gene Ontology annotation, molecular function: DNA-binding transcription activator activity, RNA polymerase II-specific; zinc ion binding. The transcript is spliced from 3 exons. Gene Ontology annotation, biological process: regulation of transcription by RNA polymerase II. Bases 236 to 1414 code for a protein of 392 amino acids. The record is from RefSeq and is a predicted model, not a curated record. NCBI's taxonomy places the organism in Eukaryota, Fungi, Ascomycota, Dothideomycetes, Pleosporales, Lindgomycetaceae.
CUUACAUAAGGCUAGUAGGUUUCCUCAUCUUCAACCUCAAUUCUCAUCGUCGCGCAUCUUCCCCUCGUGAGUGCGGUCGGCCGAUGUUGGGGUCUCACCCACGUUAGCGGGCCUAAAGUUUUCUGACCAGUACUUUGUUACCAUGCUCCCUCAACUCUAGCUUAGGGUCAGCAAUUUAAAACGUUUCUUUCGCCCCGUGUAGGAUCUCCCGUGUCAAUAAAUCGUCGGCAGGGCUAUGUCGUCUGAAUCCAAAGUGUACAAGAAGCGGCCGCACCGGAAGGUGAAGAGCGGGUGUGCUACCUGCAAGCGUCGGAAGAUAAAAUGUGACGAGGAGAAGCCACAGUGUUCAAAUUGUGUUCGAUACUCAGCCGAUUGUGUCUACCCCUCACCCCCCUCGUCAGAUUACAUUCGAGAUCAGGCUUCAACUUCAACAUCAAACACACCUCCUCUAGUCCAAACACCUGAGAGUUUAGUUGAAGAGCCUCCUGUGCCUCAGUGUCCUCCUGGGUCUCACGACUUACCCCUCCGCGAUUUGUCUCUACUUCACCAGUGGACCAUCUCGACCUGCUAUGGCUUUGGUGACAACUUUCCAGGAGAUGCGGAGCCCUGGCAAGUCGAUGUGCCUAAGCUUGGGCAGCAGUUCUCUUUCCUCAUGAGAGGGAUCCUUGCGGUGUCGGCCCUCCACUUAGCUCGGCUAUCGACAGACCACACGGUGAAAAUGAGAUACAUCCAGCUAGCAGCCUAUCAUCAAGAUCUUGCGCUCCCCGAGUAUAGGAAUGCGAUUACGAACGUUUCUGAAAAGAAUGUCCACGCUAUCCUCGCCUUCUCCGCAUUAACAACUGUCUACUCAUUCGCAGCCCCGAAGGAUGCCGGCUCCCUUUUCGCUGACGGGGCUCCGGAGUGGGUCUUCCUACAUCGAGGCGUUGGCGACAUACCUCCUUCAUGGCAGGGUUGGAUCGAUAAUGGACCGAUGGAUCAACAAAUGCACCGUCGCAGAGUUCAACCUGUCGAAUACACUUUAAACCCGGAAGACUAUCGACUCGUCGGUCUUCACGGGUUCCUCACCAACCUCCCUGCAGAAGAGCAAAUCGAAGGGGUUCACUACGAUAAUGCACUUCAUUGGCUUCGGCAGGCCUUUGCUCUCACAUAUUCUCCUGAAAGUAGGAUAGGUCCGAAGUAUGGGGUUCUCUUCUGGGUCGAGAAGGUGGACCAAGGAUACCUCGAGCUAUUGGGAUUGCAGAGACCUCGCGCUCUUAUCCUGCUAGCACACUGCUGCGUCUUGUUGAAGAGGGCAUCCGGCUUUUGGUACUUAGACGGGUUUGCGGAACAUGUCCUUAAAGAGAUGAAGCCGUGUCUGGCGGACGAAUUCCUCCCUUGGAUUGAGUGGCCUUUACAGGCCUGUGGUUUGUCCUGAAAAUUCGGCGGCAUCUGCAUUCUUAUUCGCCAGUCGAUGAAUCCGGUCUCCAGGACUAGAGAUGGCUCACUCCGUCGAAGGAUCUCGUUAUUGGGAGUGCAUACCAGUAUUGACGGAAUCUCGCGGAUUCCUUCGAGGCCCCGACAGGUGGGAAGUGUAUAUCGGUGUUCCGAUGCCGACCGAAUUACAAGCACUGAAUACGACACUUGCGCUCGAAGGAAAAGUUCAGGCCAAUACGAUCCGCCUGGCGCAACGUGGCGACAGCAAGCCACAAAAUCUGUUGGCAU